Molecule: messenger RNA, 474 nt
Organism: Prunus mume (Japanese apricot)
Lineage: Eukaryota; Viridiplantae; Streptophyta; Magnoliopsida; Rosales; Rosaceae
Gene: HP6
Product: histidine phosphotransfer protein 6
Biological process (GO): phosphorylation; cytokinin-activated signaling pathway; phosphorelay signal transduction system
Cellular component (GO): cytoplasm; nucleus
Molecular function (GO): histidine phosphotransfer kinase activity; protein histidine kinase binding
Source: RefSeq, a predicted model, not a curated record
AUGUUGGGGUUGGGUGCUGAUCGGUUGCGAGCCGACAUGAAUCGGUUGCUCGCAAUGCUCUUUCACCAGGGAGUUUUGGAUGAGCAAUUCUUGCAGCUUCAACAGCUCCAAGAUGAGAGCUCCCCAAACUUUGUUUCUGAAGUUGUUAACAUCUACUUUCAUGAGUCUGAGAAGCUCUUAAGAAAUCUCAGAGAAUUAUUGAUGGAUAGAGAAUUCUCGGACUACAAGAAAAUGGGGACACAUUUGAAUCAGUUUAUGGGAAGCAGCUCAAGCAUUGGAGCCAAGAGAAUCAGAAACGUCUGCGUUGCUUUUCGCGCUGCUUCUGAACACAACAACCGUGCUGGGUGCCUGAGAGCUUUGGAAGUGCUAGAACAUGAAUAUUGCUACCUCAAGAACAAAUUGCAUGAAUUAUUCCAAAUAGAGCAGCAACGAGUCUUGGCAGCUGGGGUCAGGUACCCAAUGCAGAACAAUUAA